Molecule: messenger RNA, 9410 nt
Organism: Porites lobata
Lineage: Eukaryota; Metazoa; Cnidaria; Anthozoa; Scleractinia; Poritidae
Source: the annotation of a GenBank genome assembly
UGUUUAGAUAAUCCUAGUGCAGAGCAGAAAGAAGAGUUCAAGUUUGAGAUCGAGCAGAUGAAGCUGUUGGGAUCACAUCCGAAUGUCGUUUCCUUCGUUGGAUGCUGCACGCUUCAGGAUGAGAAGUUUCUAGUGAUCGAGUAUGUUCCGUUUGGAGACCUGCUAACGUGGCUACGUUGUGUAAGGAAAAAGGUAAGGAAAUGAGAAAAAAAAAAUCAAUUUACUUUAAACAAGCGACACUGAAAAGAAAACAAAAAGAAUCAGUAAAUAAAUCAAGUGUUAAAUCUAGAUUACCACAUUUCCGCACUUAAAAAAAAAAACAACAACAACAACAAAAAAAAACACACACACACAUACAUAGUUGCAUACAAAACGUAAUUUCCAAAACUGGGUUUCUAGCUUCAAGUUUUCGUUUCUGAACGUUUUGGAGCUAUAAUGAGGGACAUUAUUGGAGUGUUGAGAUACUUUUAUAAAAUGGCUCUUUUUUCCAUAGCGGACAAUCUCCAGUACCCCAACCCUCCCUCAAUGCUGCAUUUUAAACCCUCAAAUCUUUCUUCAACUUUGGACAACAGUCAUACACGCAUACAUUUAUUGAACACAUCCCCAUCUGGGGCUCUUCAGUGAUCAAAUAGGAUUACAAACUUAUAAAUUUACUGGAUUACUUAUAAAUCGAGCGACCAUCUACAUUUAUGUGAUGAAUGAAUGAAUGAAUGAAUGAAUGAAACUGUUGAAAAAAACGCCCGUUUUAGACUAGUGUGUCAGAUACUUUUCUCACCUAUUGUAGAAUAAGGUCAAUAAGCUUGGACACAUUUAUGUACGUUUGUUGCCACGAGAACAGAAUAUGACGCUACAAGUAGCAUGAGUGCGGGCAAUUGCAAACCACAAGAGCGAGAUGUACUCAUUUUUUGAUGUGGGUGAAUUUUUAGGUCUACAUUCACCAAGCCUCCAAGAAAAUAUACGACAACAAAGAAGAUUUGAAAGAUGAAGGGGCCGCCAAACAUCAAGUAGGUGUAAAAUAAUCACAUGCUUUGAUACCACUAAGAAACAUGUCUAAAAGGACAACAAAACGGUUUUUGCGGACAGAUGUGGGCAGUUUUUUGAGUGCCAUAUAAAGACCAUUUUCGCAUGCAUCUCUACCCUACAGCACCCUUCCUUUUGGCCUUUCUUUCAAUCAUCUAGUUAUGCACAUAAAUGUAAGAGCUUAGCUAAGACAACGAUUAUGGCAUGACAUUUUCGAGUGCAACAUUAGCCAGGCUAUCAUCAAACGACAAAUAACAUUCUAUCCAACAAUGCUUUGGAUCGAAACCCACAAACCAUGAGUGAGGUUGGUGAUACACCAAUCACUAACAACUACGGUGGUAAAAAUAGUCCGACUCAGUCAAUCGACACUAUCGCCUGAUGAACUGACCUGCAGUGUGCGGUCGAAACGUCGUCAUCAAAAUCAAAGUGACAAUCGUGACAUAAACGAUAAACUAAACCCUUUAUACACAUUAUUUACGAUGAUUAAUAUCUUUCAUGACAUAUACCUUUUGUUCAGUUUCUUAAUAUUUGACUAUAUCUUUUUUCAUUCUGUACAAUUUAGGAUUUUCACUUGUUCUCACCACUUUGUGACUUUCAAGUCUGAGACUUUCAAAGAUUAACUAGACAAUAAGGCCCAAAUACUUAAAGGAAGUCUAACUUAAGCAGCGGUGAAACUGCAAUAAGCGUGAAAGUCUCUUGGCCUUUAAUAACAACACCACAAACCAUAUUCGAAUGAAGAUUUAUUGUAACCGACGUGCUUAAGUGGUACUUGAAAUAAAAUGCGUGGUACAAAGAGUGUGGAUACAAACGGCGUGGGUUGAAACUAAAACAGUAAAAGAGCAAAAACGUAUACAAUUUCUUGCGACUAAGGAAAAUCAGAAUGUAGGCUGAAUAACAAAAACUGCACAAACGAGGACUGUGAAGUACACUUACAUUAUUUCGGCCAGAGAAAACUGCUGUGAAGCGGACUACGAAUAACGCGAAGAGACCUGCAAGAACUGUAAACAGAACUGCGCUUAGUGAGGACCAAAAUAAACUGUACAAACUGUACUGCAAAACUACGACAUGAAAAAUACGCUAAAACAUGCGGAAAAUAAAACUAUAGAAACUUAGAAAGGAGCUAAUGAUGAAACAGCAAAGAAACGGUAACGAGGGGGCGAAAAUUGACAGAAAGGAAUAAACACCAAAAUUUACGAAAAACAAACCAAACAAAAGGACGAAAAGAAGUAUAAACUAAUUAGCGUACGCAAACGAAAAACAAAUGACGCAAAAACGAAUAAUAGAAAAAAUGCUACACUUGGAUCUUACACGCGGUUUAACGAAUCUUUGAACCUCCAGAUCUCUUCUUUGGUGGGUUGUUUUAAGAAGAUAAAUGCUUGUCUAGUCUUCUCUAUAUGCUUUACGCUUUCAUAAAACUGUUCACAAUAAAUGAUGGUUAGAUAAAAUCGUUGGGCAAAUUGAAAAUGACUUAGAACGCGGUUUUGUUUAACACUGGCUAAACUACGCUUAAAUAUUUGGCCCAAAUUGUUUUGGGUUUUACAAACUUAACUAUGUAACAUGCCUUAACCCUAUUCAGACUGGGCUUUUUUGGUCAAUCUGUGACUUGGGGGGGCUCCUCGGACCCCCCCUCUGUAUCUCUGGAACCAAUAAUGCUAGGGUCAUGAAAUUUACACACAAUGAUCAUCUCCGUACAAAGAAACCACACACCUAGUUUUGACUUGCCACGCCCAAUGAUGACGUCACAGUGACGUCAUAUUCCGAUUUUUCAAUGUUUCUUAUUAUUUUUCCACUUAGAUACAUAAAAUAUCAAUAAUAUUGGUAAAGUCAUCUCUUUGUUAUCCUUUCUUAUGAACUAGUAACAAGGAAACACUUGUACAGCGAGAAAAAGCAAUAGGAAGCAAUAAAAUUUAAAUUUUGAAAUGGUUGUCUGCCAUCUUGGAUCCGCCAUCUUGGAUUUCCGUUUUUUUGUUAAAAUUUUAAUUUAAAGCAACUUUCAAAGGGGAAAAAGCUCAGAAUGUAUAAAAGAAGUAUCAAACUAAUGUUUAUUACCCAAACAAAUGACUUUGGAAGUGUUAUUUGGAAAAUAGAGCAGCAUAUUUGUCAAAGCAAAAAAAAAGUGACAAAUUUUACCCCACCCUCCCCCAAAUAUUCGAUGUUGAAACAUUUUGAUGUAAUUCAAAAACUAGUCUCAAGCAAAGACCAUUUUAACAACAAAAAGCACUAUAAGUGUAAAAACGCGAUCUUAAAACAAAAAAAUCACCAUUUUUUAGAUUUUCCAAAACCUAUGUGUCAGAAACUGGUUGCCAUGGCAACAUGAUUAAUCACAUGGACAUGGUAAUUAUACCAAAAUGUUCCUAGAUAAAUUUUAGGAAAAGUCAGAAAAUUUGAACGUCAUAGCUCUUUCGGUGUAGGAGUUAUCACGAUUUUGCCGCAGGGGGUUCAAAAGCCCCCAGUCUGAAUAGGGUUAACGUACUUUUGAGCAUCUAUGGGAAAAAGCGCUAUUUAAAUUAUGACGAUUAUUGUUAUUAUUUUUAUCGUUAUCGGCAUUAUUAUUUUUAUUAUUGUUAUUAUUAUUUUUUAUUAAUUUAAAUUAUUCAUUUUUCCAGGCAUACUCGGUGGUUGUAAAGUAAAAAAACAUUCAAAUCUUUCUUUAUUUCACCCUAAGGUGACAGGUAAAGAAGACGAAAAACAAAUGAUGCUGGAAUUCAUAUCGAUAAUACAAGAUGACGAUGAGGAUAAGAUGGUGUGUGAGAAUGUAAAGAAGGAGCAGGCACAAACAAACGUGGAAAUGAUUCCAUUGUUACAAGAUUACGAUGAGGUCGUCAAAGAGGGCGUGGUGUUGAAUUCUCCGAAUCUCUCUGACGUAAGAAGGAAAUACCAAAAUCAUUAUCAUUUUUUAACCUUUUUCUUUUUUAUUUAUUUUAACGAUUUUUUAUGUCACACACAAAAAAGGAAAAAAAAAAAAACAAUACAAAACAAAUAAAUAAAUGAAUGAAAGAAAGAAAGAAACUUAAACUGGAACUCCAUCACCCGUGUUCUUUUGGUGUAUUAGGAUGUUAUAGUGACUGCCUUAGACCAUAGGGGUUGAACGCUCAUAUUGUUGUUCAAAACACAAGUCCAUAAUCUAUUUAUGUUGACUCCGGGUAGGAGAAGUACAUUUUUGAGACAAUAGUGCCUAAUAAACUAGUCGAUUGCUAAGGAAUUUUUUCAUUUUAGAAGAGAAACUUUCAUAAACAGUACUUUUUGUAACACUGUUUCGACAAGUGUUCCAAAGGGCUUUUAUUGAAGUUAUCAGUCCCAAUUACUUGAACGGACAGACUUGGGCUCUUUCUUUAAUUUUAAGUCUGAAAAUUGUUCCAACUAGAAAAUUAUUCGAUUUAUCUUUUAAGUGUUUAACUUUGGUCACCCCUUUGCCAGGAACCAAUCGGGGCAAAAAAUUUGGCGGUCAUUUUAUCCUUAUCAUUGAAUUGUGCCAAAUGUUUUGCUCAACAAAUUGUAUUUCACUUGUCAUUUGGCUGUCGAAACAGAAGGGGGGGGUAACUCUAUUGUUUUCCACCUAAGUUUCUUGACCCACUCUGCUUGCCAGUAUGACGUCACGUAGUAACGAGCAAGAGGCUCGGGUCGCUUGUGCAAAUUAGCAAGGGAUACGACAGUUAUGUGGACGAGCGAGGUCGAGGAAAAGCUAAGAAGCAAGCAAAUAUCGCUAUAUGUCGCUUAUUUGAUCGAAUGUGUGUGAGCUUUGGUGUUGCUAUAAUCUCCUUGUGUAAACUGUUUUGAUAUUUGUGUCCAUGAUUGUAUAAUUUUGUUAAUUUGUUUUGCUGGCCGUGUUGCGGGAUCGCCAUCUAUUUCACGGGACCGACAAGGUCAUCAAAACUUAAUUUUUUUUUCUCUAAAAUAGGCAAGGUUUAGUCUCCAGAAUAGGAGGUUCCAUUCACAGAUCACACAUGUUUAUAUUUCAUCUAGAUUCUUUUGCUAAUUAAACGGGCCUAACUUCAUAUCAUUCCUUUCGAGUGUGUGCCUCUGUUGAUCUCCUAAUUCUCCACCAAAUUCAGUAAAGCCAGUUCGAUCGAUUAUCUACAUCAAGUCGGCCCGUUGUACCCGAAAUAAUGCGAAAUAGCUUUGAAAUACGCGCUUAAGCUAAUUUUCCGCAAACGUAUAUUUGAAUUCAUGAUAAAUACAGCUCCACCAGCUUCAAACAGCGUCUAUGGCAGAGAAAAAUUGUUUGGAUAUGACAAAAUUAAUUUUUCAGAUCACGUGUGUCAUUGUGGUGCAGUCGUCAGGGAAUUACUUGCUCCUGCAGAUAAACCGGAGUCGACUCCCGGCGACGCUGUUUUCUGUUUCUUUGUACUUUUUUUUUUCUGUUUGGUCUCUUUUUUAAACACUAAUUUUCCUUUUUGGCAUUUUUUCUUUAUUCUUACUGCUGAUCCCGCUGGUCAUGCACUUGGAUCAAUAUAUAUUUUAAGCUCAAGUCCAGAGUUUUACUUUGGAAAAGGGAUUUCAAAAGCUCUUGAUCUGCAUACUAGCCACGCUUACGACCAGAAAAAAGCCAUAAGCUGUCAAGACAUGUCUCUCCUCUGAAACAGAUGAAUUUUUUUUUCAAUGUUAGUUGACAUCGUGACAAACAACACACAGUACACCACAAAGUGUACUAAUUUACACCCAACACCUACCAGUGGUGACCCACUGGCGAAAGUUAAUUGCCUUCUGUACAUCGUCUUAAUCAUCAGUCUUAUUACCCUUAAAUCUCCACUGGGUUUGCCCCCAAAAAAUAAUUCAACGAAACCUUUUAUUGGGUUUCGGGCUUUAAUUGCAGAAUUACAGGUUUAUGCCCAAUACAGUAUUAAAAUGCGGUAAAGCAACGAGAUUCAAUGCUCACAGUCUCUCACAAAUACCUGUCAUUUAGCUUCCUCUUUCAACGCUACAGGUAAGCGAACUUUGAGAGGAAUGAUAUGGGGUUCCACUAGCUCCGAAGAACUGAAAAUACGCACAAUGUAAAGUAUAAUACAUCCUUUUAUGAACCUCCUAUUGCUGUGUCUAAACUCCUCAAUCUUGCUGUGCACUGGCCCUCAAAAGUGUGAUCGGUCGGUAUGAUUGCUCGUAAAAUUUGCUCGACAUUUUGAAAGUCCCUGACGCGAGAAGUGACGUCAUACUGUAUCACAGAUUUCCUUUGAGACACCUCCCCACCUCUGCUUCUGCCCAAAGAGUAACUACUUCUUUGAUGAAACAUUUUUUUAAGUGAGAAAACGGCCAAUGCAGUUUGUUUAUAUAUCAGGGGCCUCCUUCAAUGACCAAAUGUUUUAGAAGCCUGUUUGGUUAAUUUGGAGCUGCCCUAAGAAUGACUGAUUUAUCUGUUAGGAUGUCUCAUGGGGAACUUUGGCCUUUUUUAACUUUUCAACAGAAAAUUCUAGUAGAAAAUUCUAGCGUAGUAUUCCUUAAUUUAAAAAAAAAAAAAUGGAGGAAGUGAACAAAGCUGAUUUCCUUUCUUUAUACCUUACACCUCUAAUCUGGUACAUACUGGUUCUUCAUCAACGUCGUCUGUAAGUACAUGUCAUCUUAUAAUAAAACUAGCCAUGAUUACAACUUUCAAGAGCGCCACACUACCUUCAAGUUACUUCGAACCUUCUUCGUCGCGCGUGUCUCGCGUUCUUCACUCGCUUCGCGCUUGCCUUCCUUCGUCCGAAAAACGCUAAUAAAUAAAGCCUGUACGUUCUCCGGUUUAUCUUGAGGCGUUGAAUUUUAUUUAUUUGUUUAGUAUAAGGGAUUAAAAGAGUCCAGAAGAGAACCUAAAGACAUGUCAAAUAUCCCACCAGUGGAUAGUCAGCACGCUGCCGCCACGCCCCUACUCCUUGACGAAGAUCCAGAUGACGAGGAGGAAAGCUUUUCUACUCAACAACUGUUUAAAUUUGCUUGGCAAAUAGCAAAGGGAAUGGUAGGUAUUAUUCCUUUAGAUUAGAUUACAACGAUCCAGCUAUUGCCUAUCGCACCAGAGAAUGUUAGCGUACUUCGACCUAUGUGAGGUAAUCUGGAUUCCUGAAUACGAGAAAUUUUUGUUUGUGUUAUCCGGAAUCCUGGGCGUUGGAAUCCGUAAUUAAGGUCAAGGAAUCCGGAAUCCCGCUGACGAUUGGAAUCAAGGGCCCGGUUCCUGAAAGGUCAAUCAGAGCUAAUCCAGGAUGAAAAUUUUGUUCACUUCAUUUUUGUAUUCACUACCUAAUGAUCCUGUGUAUUGCGUAGAGGAACAAAUUGUGUUAUCAUUACUGUAUCUCGAAGUAAGGGCUCAACAGUAUUUUUUAAGCUCGAAUUGCGUGUCCUUAGCUAGAAAAGAAAAUCUUGCUCAAAAAUUGUAUUGAUCCUGGGUUAAACAUAACCAUGUUUCGAGGAACUGGGCCGUGAUGAGCAUGAUCAUAAGCUCUUCCUUCUCUUAGUUUUUUGUCCAUGAUCCAGUGGUAAUGGUUUAUUUCUCUUUCUCAAUUUUUGUAAUUAGAAUCAUCUCGCCGAAAAAAAUCUUGUUCAUAGAGACCUUGCAGCUCGCAAUAUCCUCGUUGGAUAUGACAAUCGAGUGAAAGUGUCUGAUUUUGGGUUGAUGCGACAAAUCUAUCAAGAUGUGAAUAACUCAGAAAAAUCCAAGAAACUUCCUGUUAAAUGGAUGGCUCCAGAAUCACUUUAUAAUGGCACUUUUACCAUCAAGAGCGACGUGUGAGCAAAAAUUUUCAAUUAAAACAUAGCUGACAUAGAAUGCAUUAGCUUAGAUAGCCUUUUAGUAAUAUUACAUGGAGCCCAGGCUCAUAACAGCCUCCUGAUGAAACCAAAUUAAAAUGAUUAUUUCAAUUAUGGGAGUUUAUUGUAAGUUCGAUUAAACGGUUAAAAUGUAUUUAAACAGUCUCAUUGAAGUGUACGAUAGACUCACAAAGAAGUGUCUCUGUGUUGUUUUCUUGUUACCGUUUCCUGCCCUAAGAAAGUUAGGAAAGUGUAUGGAAACAACACAGAGAACCUUUUCUUUUAUAGAUAUCCGUGAAACCAUGGUUGACCAUUUUCAUUCUUGGUCUUAAUUUACCUGAGUGAUCGUGGUUAACCAUGUUAAUUCAUGCAUGUUUUUCAUUCAAUCCUGCUUCCAAUUCAUGACCACGUUUGGCCAUGUUAAAACAUGACUUUUUAGCGAUGGUGUUCUGUCGUAAUUUGUAAGAAUUUUUGUAAUUUUUAAUAGCUGUCGUAAUUUGUAGUACCACCUGUCCCAAGGUGUAAGAACUUUGUCCUAAUUUGUAGCAACACUUUGUCGUAAUUUGUAAUAUUAAAGCAAAGCUAAACGUAAUUUGUGAUAACUUUUUCGCGAUUUGAAAUAAUAAGCAUUUUUGAUACUUUUAAAUACAAAGGCUUGUUUUUCGAGUGGUUUCUGAUCGCCAAGGAAACAGUACAAGGUUGAUAAAAAAAAACCCGCUCUUCUUUUAGGAACCUGUUAACUUUUUUAAAUAAAAAUUUUGCAUUAAAAAACGAAUAAGGGUAAUCUGAGCAAGCGAUCUCAGACUCCAAUCCCUGCCUAUAUCAGAGAGCAGUUUGACCAUGGUUGACCAUAGCAGUGCAAUUUAAGGUUCAUGGCUGACCAUGGUCAAAUAAUGGUUAUAUGAAUGCCACACCAACGGUAGACUAUGGAUGGAAACCGUGUUUAGCCUUGGUAAAACCAUGGUUAAACAUGGUCUAAACAUGGUUCUUUUGCCGGUGUAAGAAAUGAAAUAUGUACAUUUUAAUGACUGUUUAUGUGUGUUAAACCGUUUUAUUGAACUUAAUUACGAUAAGUAUUAAUUCCCAUACAAAUCCUUAAAAUUUGGCUACAAGGUGGCUGUUGUGAGCCUCGGACGCUCUGUGGUGAUACGUUCUUAUCCCCAACGGCCACAUAAUGUGUGUGCAACUUUUUUCUAAGUUAUCAAACAUCAAAAAAUUUCAUUAACACUGAAUAUUGUGCUUGAAACAAGUAUUUUAACAUUAUAUCUAUGAGCUGAUUUAUCGUUAACAGCCUUUGUUGUUUUCUCUCAUAGCUGGUCCUACGGUGUCCUCUUGUGGGAAAUGGCCACAUUAGGUAUGAAUACUUAUCUAUUUACUCAUUACAACUGCUUUCUGUGAAUUAGCCUGCGUGUCGACAGGCGUUCGAUAGAGAAAGGAAAAGGGGAAUAAUUUUCUCGUUCCAAAUUCUAAGUUAACUCGAACAGAGUUAACACAUGAUGACGGGAAAUCGCUGUCAAAAACGUACUUUUCAUCUUUUUAUGAAUAACUGUUUUUUUUUCCUUCUGUGAAAUUUAGGAGGAGUGCCAUAUCCCACACUGACCAACACAGAGCUGUAUCGGCUUCUCACCUCCGGUUAUCGUAUGGAGAAGCCUGACAUGUGCUCCGAUGAAGUGUAA